This is a messenger RNA of Glycine soja, 1021 nucleotides long. Its product is annotated as ER membrane protein complex subunit 4-like. Gene Ontology annotation, cellular component: EMC complex. Bases 131 to 667 code for a protein of 178 amino acids. The record is from RefSeq and is a predicted model, not a curated record. The transcript is spliced from 6 exons. Gene Ontology annotation, biological process: protein folding in endoplasmic reticulum. NCBI's taxonomy places the organism in Eukaryota, Viridiplantae, Streptophyta, Magnoliopsida, Fabales, Fabaceae.
ACCUCAUAUCAUAUCAUCGUUAGCGUUACCCUCGGAACUGAACUGAACUGAACUGAACCGGAUCCAGAGAGUGCUCCUAAACGACGCCGUUUCGCAAGCAUCAGUAGUGUAGUCGCAGAGAAUCAAAUCAAUGGAGAAGGGAAAGGGAGUGAUGGGAUCGGGAGGACGAAGAUGGGGCGUUGACUUCUCCGACAAUUCCACUUCUCGCGAUAUUCCCGAUCCUCCCGGUUUCUGUCGCACUUCUCUCGAUCAGGACGAUUCAACGCUCAGUCGCCAGAAGAAGGACGCUGAAUCCAACUGGAAAGCCCAGAAAGCUUGGGAGGUAGCACAAGCCCCUAUGAAGAAUUUGCUAAUGAUGGGGUUCAUGAUGUGGAUGGCUGGUAGCACAGUCCACUUGUUCAGCAUUGGGAUCACUUUCUCAGCCCUUUGGCAACCCAUCAGUGCCCUACAGAGUGUCGGAAAGAUGUUUGAGCCCUACAAAGACAAUAAGGUGGAGCUUCUUGGACCUAAGUUGUUAUUCAUAGCCCUUAAUUUGGGCGGCCUGGCACUAGGUGUUUGGAAGCUCAAUGCAUUGGGGCUUCUUCCUACACACACAUCAGACUGGGUCUCAUCCUUGGCACCUGCUCAGGAGGUGGAGUUUUCAGGUGGGGGUGUUAAUUUGGGGUGAUUUGCGAGUUUUUUCAUUCCCAGCUUGUCUUGGAGGGAAUUUAAGUAAACAAGGACAAGGAUUCAAGGUUGGUGGUCAACAUUAUAUUCUAAUGGUUAUGAUGGCCCACGUGAAGCAUGACUGAUUUCCGAUUUCAAAAAAUGUUGUAGUCAUUAAAAUUGGACUGGGUUUGUAGUAUUAGUUUGAAGAUGCUCCGAAUAAUUAAGAUUUUUCUAUUUAUAUUUUGGAUUCUAAUAUUUGCACGUUAUAAUUUCCUAUAUCUCUUUUAUCAGGUUUGAUAUAAAGAAAAAUGAUGUACAAGAAUUUCUUGUAUAUUUAUGAAGCAUUAGCUAAUGAUUUCUUUUAUAUGCUUAA